GCGAUAAUUUAGCGUGUGAGCUAAAAAGAUGGUUGGGUUUAAACAUUUGUUUUGCCCUGGGAAAAACCGUGUGUAGUCCCUUACACCUGUAUUCCACUUGACAAAAAAAAAAAAAAAAAAAAAAGACCAUGACCUUAAAAACCAGUAAUCAGGUUCCUACUUGGAUAAAAAGUUGGUUCUUCAUUAGCUCGCUAGUAGUGACAUGGGAUUUUUGUUAUUGUUUGCUUAGACCUUGGAGUAUGGAAGGAGGGUCAUUGAACUUUAUUUGGAAACCUUAUAAUUUAUACGCAAAGAUUGAUCACUUUUACGGCGUACAAGCAUUUGUAUCCCAAGAUGGUUUUACUGGUGCGCAAGCUACUAUGAAUAUUGUGGAAACAUUUUUGAAUUUUUUCUACUUGUAUCUGCUUGGACGAGAAGAUGUAAGUGUUGGGCAGGCUAACCUUGUGGGCUUUUCAUCUGCUCUUAUGACAUGCUCCAAGACAGUUUUAUAUUGGCUUGUCGAACCUUUUUCAGGCUAUCAGCAUAUUGGCCAUAACUCUAUCCGAGAUCUUCUAACAUUAUGGAUUAUUCCUAAUGGUCUUUGGAUUGUUGUACCUGGAGCCAUCAUUUAUACUUUGGGCAAAGAUAUAAUUUCCCGUUUGGGAACACAUCCUAAGCAAAUUUAAUAUUUUCCGGGAUUAAAUAAAUUGUCCAUUUUCUCCGUAGCCUAUCACUGGUUA
Mucor mucedo is the source of this 719-nucleotide messenger RNA. RefSeq lists its product as uncharacterized. The record is from RefSeq and is a predicted model, not a curated record. The transcript is spliced from 5 exons. The coding region runs from base 129 to 665 and encodes 178 amino acids. Lineage: Eukaryota; Fungi; Mucoromycota; Mucoromycetes; Mucorales; Mucoraceae.